Acaulospora morrowiae is the source of this 284-nucleotide messenger RNA. NCBI's taxonomy places the organism in Eukaryota, Fungi, Glomeromycota, Glomeromycetes, Diversisporales, Acaulosporaceae. The record is from the annotation of a GenBank genome assembly.
CGAAUGGUCAUCAAUUAUCUCACUCUCAUUAUGCACCAAUGAAAUUUGAAAUUCAUGAUCACCCAGAUUUCAGUUUCAGCAUUUUAAAUUACGUUGUAACACCAUUCGAGCAUAAAGCUAAAAGUGACAGGUUUUUGAUAAGAGAAAAUCGGUUUUCAACAAAGAAAUUCUUAUCUCGUCGGGCAAUUUCCGUCGUUACACGGGACGGAAAAUUUUACAAGCAUGACCUUGGCAUUCGCAAAAUAUCCAUAAAGUUUGUAUGGUGUCAAAGUGUCGAAUAUUGA